AUAAUACACACGUUUCAUCACGUGUAUAAAAUGUAUAUUUCAGUACUUUCUCUUUCUCUGUCAGAGCAUGGCAGCUGUUGCUAUGCAGAUUUAUCGAGAUAAAUUCAUCUGUUUUGUAACUGGGCAGACCAGGAAAACGCAACCAAUCAGAAUAAUAGCUGUCAGAAAAAUAAUUCUGCUCGACGAAUGACGUUUCAUCUGCUUUUGGUAUCCGGGUAGGUUUUUGACAGCCCACCAAUCGGAAUGGACGUUGGCUUUGUAGUCAGGCAGACAUAACAAAGUCGUCCAAUCACAAAAAAAUCUGAAAGGGGAUUUUUGCUGUAUCUUGGCUCAGAUGGUGGUUCUCAGGACUGGUUAGUCGGUCCAGAUGUCGGAGGACCAGCGGCUCCAGCGGGCCGAAGCCUCCCGGCGAGGCGAGGCCGGCCUGGAGGCGAGCGAGGGCGACACGGAGCCCAGCAUGCUGCUGCAGAGACUCAAAGGAAACAUCUCUAAGAGUGUUCAGACCAAAGUGGAUCAGAUUCUGCAAGAUGUUCAGCGCUUCUCUGACAACGACAAGCUGUACCUGUACCUCCAGCUGCCCUCGGGACCCAGCUCCGGAGACAAGAGUGGUGGUGACUCCAGUUCAUUCAACACAGCCGAUCAGCUGCACACCUGUAACUGGAUCCGCAGUCACCUGGAGGAGCAUUCAGACACAUGUCUGCCCAAACAGGACGUCUACGAGACGUACAAGAGAUACUGUGAGAACCUGCAGCAUCGUCCUCUGAGUGCCGCCAACUUUGGGAAGAUCAUUAGAGAUAUUUUCCCAAACAUCAAGGCCCGGCGGCUCGGCGGCAGAGGACAGUCCAAGUACUGUUACAGCGGCAUCAGGAGGAAAACGGUCCUCAACAUGCCUCUGCUGCCAAACCUGGACCUGAAAAACGACCCGGCGGAGCUGACUGAAUUGGUCCAGACGUACAAACAGGAAGUGACGGAGGCGGCAUGUGAACUGAUCUGCGAUUGGGCGCAGAAGAUCCUGAAGCGUUCGUUCGACACGGUGGUAGAGAUCGCUCGCUACCUGAUCCAGGAGCAUAUUGUCAACCCUCGCUGCAGCCAGGCCGAGCUCGUCACCUCUGCAGCACUCGCAGGAGGUCCAGCCAAACCACACAAGGUCAUCAAGAAAACUCCCGUCAUCUCCAAAGCUGAGAGCGACGGAGCUGCUGAUCAGAAGAGAGAACUCGGGGACUCUUCCUCCUCGUCGUCACUGAAGCUGUCGUCUGGAGACAAAUCAGCUUCAGCAGCCAAACCGUCCUCGCUGGACACUCCGCCUCCUCCCCCCUCCUCUUCCUCCUCCUCCUCCUCGUCUCUGCGGCCGGCGGUCGAAGCCUUCAUGAAGCAGUUACCCAGAAUCCUCCCUCGCAGCUCGAUCCCUGAUAAGGCCCAGCUGUCUGUCCGCUCCUCUCCGCCGUCACUGGCUCCCAAAGACGCCUCUGGUGUCGGGGGGGCAUCUGGACCUGGAGGCCCAGCCGCCGCCGCCGCCGCCAGCGGUGGUGGGGUGAAGGUCAUCGCCAUGGCAACGCUGCCCCAGCAGCAGGGCGGACCCGUCCCCGUGAUGAUCCUUCCUCAGGGUUGUCUGUCCUAUGAGAGGGAAAAGGUUGCUCCACCACCACAACCUCCUCCUACUCCUCCUCAGCAGCACGCCCCUGCUGCCCCCACCUCUGUGGUCCAGAAGCCUCGAGGGAACGCCACCAAGCGCCCCCUGGAGGUGGUGACAGCCAGCGGCGCUGUGGGCGUGUCUGGAGGCCCUGCUGCCAACGCUCCUCCGGUGAAACGGAAACGUGGACGACCAAGAAAACCUCGACCGGAAGACGCCCCGCCUCCUCCUCCGCCUCCCCCUCCUCCUCCUGCUGCUGCUGCUCUGCCUCCCCAGUCCUCCCCUCCUGCACCUCCCUCCCACCCGCCCAUCAUCACCUCGCUGACAGGAGGAGUCAUCCAGAAAGCCUCUUCUUCUUCCUCCUCCACGCAGCCUGUGCUGGAGCUGGUGAUCCAGGACCAGCCAGGGUACGUUCUAAGUCCUCUGCCCGCGGUUUCGGACCCGGCUCACCGUGGGGUGGUGGUGCAGUGUCAGCCGGGCGGGACGGUGGAGACGGACCGCCACAGCCGCCCACUGCUGCUGCUCCAGAGUCCAGGACACCACAGCUGGGAGCUGGCGGCGUCGGGCCGGACCCCGAUGGUGGAAGUCAUCCAGAAAGCUCCGAGGCCGGGCAAUAACAACAACAGCAGCGGAGGCGGUCCUCCACCUGCAGCACACCUCCACCCUUCUCAUCUCCCUCUGCCCACGCUGCACGAGGAGCGAGGGGAGGUGGAGAUCACGCUGACGCCAGUCGAGCUGCACGUCAACCCGCCACUGCCCGCUGUCUCCACCUCUUCUUCUACUCCUGCUGCUCCGGCCUCCUCCAUCACCUCCAUCACUGUGGGGAAGAGUGUGGAGGAGGAGGUGGAGGAGAGCAGCGGCACCUCCUCACAGAGAGAGGGACACUAGCUCUCGUUGCUCCUCUUCUUUCUCGACCCUCCUCCCUCACUCAGCUUUACCUCACUGCAGCAAAGCCCCGCCCCCUUCGUCUGUCCUCUUCCUCAUUGGUGGAAAUCCCAGAUUGGCGAAGGCAGAGAGCCAGUCACGGAGGAUAAAUGAAGCCAAACCCUCGACUGUCCUCCAUCAGCUCCCAUUGCACUUGUAAACAGACUUUUAAAAACCUGUGAUUCUUUAACUGCAUGUCUGUCUGUCUGUCUGUCUGUCUGUCUGUCUGUCUGUCUGUCUGUGGCUGAAACCAGAAGAACGACUCCUCAAGCGGCCGCGCCUGAAAACAAACCUUCCUUUUUUGGUUCCUUCCUUGCCUCCUUGUAUCCUUCCUCUCUAAACGUAUGGUUUCCUGUGCGGAGGUGUGGUCGUCUGUUGCGUCGCUUCGCUGCUUCAGAUCAGCUGAUGUAGAGAAAAAGAAAAGAGUGAUAGAAAGGAAGGAGGGAAGACGAGUGAGUCAGGCCCAGGUGGAGUUCUGAGGUGGAUGAUACAGGUACUACGGGUCAGAGCCUUGUGAAGGCUCUUUGAGCUAAAGAUGACCUCUUUAACGGAGCGCAGCCUCGAUUCACCUUCACUUUGUGGACUUUUAGGAAACAGGGCAAUAAAAAUGGAAGUUUUCCUUGAACAGUUGAAGAGGCUGAAGAGAGUUGAGUGUGAAUCGAAGCUCGUCUCUGCAGAGUUUCUGUUCUAAACAGUUUUGGUUUGUUGUGUUUGUGUCAGUGUUGAUUUAGUAGGUGUGUGUGUGUGUGUGUGUGUGUGUGUGUGAGAGAGAGAGAGGGAAGGACGAAACAGGGCCAUAAUUAACUCCUCAUUGUCCCAAAUUAUCGUGCAGAAUGAGCCACGCUGGUGUGAAUUCAGGUGUGUAAAGAUUAAUUAGACAAAAACCACAAACGCGCCUUGUGUCAGAGGGCAGCGGCCAUGUUGGUUUGUUGUGAUUAGUUUUCCUGCCCAGUGAUCAGUGGAGGCGGGUGUCGUCACAUGUAACUCACCAGGAAGUAGUCAGUUUCAUUUCAGAUCUAGUUCCUCUUCCCUGCUGGGUAAAAACCAGCAUAGACCAGACAACAAUCUGAGCAUCACUGUUUGUUUGAAACGACCGACAGCAGCAGAUUAUUUGAGCUUCACUCUCUCUGAGACAGGAUUCGUUCAGGAUCAAAGAUGUCCUGACGACAAAGACUAGAGAGCAUCUAAACAGGUUCAGAGCACGACUCAGACUAAAACCAAAGGUUUGCCUCCCAGCUCCACUGACCACAGUGACACACAGACAAGUUUCUUUUCUGUCAUCGGCCCUUCAGACGUUUCCACCCCGUGUGCUCUUGAUGCUGAACUCGUGAGACGACAUUAGCACUUACAAAAUGUCUCCUCCUGCAUCACGCCGGACACAGUUUCCACUCCUGUUGAAUGAAACGGUGUCAGCUGAGGCACAAAGAGCGAAGCACAAAGUUUCCUGCCACGUGGCGUAAAAACACGUUAAAGAUGCAGUAAUAAAGAAAGAAAAGUAUGGAUGAGGGAUAGAAUUAGCUUCUGUAGCACUGAGGCUAGGUGAUUAGCCUGCUAGCUGACAUAGCUGUUGUUGUAUGUUGCCAUGCACCCUUUUGCACUAACUCAUCGACCACCUGUCGGCGUCAGCAAUGUGACAAAACCGCCAAAAUAAAAUCAACUCAGUUAACUAAGAUGUAAAGACAUCACAUGAUUAUAUAUUUAAUGCUGCAGCUCAUUUAUAAACCAGACUGUUAGUUGAUCUCGGCAGAUUAAAUGACACAGGAAGGUUCUGAUCCAAGCGUCCCGUAGAGUGAGCUUUUGAACGGUCCAGUGACAGUUUGCCCUCCAUAUCUGAAGUGUCCUGUUUCAUGAAUGGGACUUUAAAGUAUGAUCAUUGUUAAUGAUUCUGCUGAAGGUCCGUCAGCGUCCUCGUCCUCCAGCUGAGCUUCUCACCUGUCUUGUUUUUUUUAGACUAAAAGUCAAAAAGCCGGACAGCGAACCAGGAGGAGGUAUGUGACCCUCCGUCGUCACCGUGAUGUCACAUUGCUGUCGAUUGUUCUUCGCCAAACUGCCUCUCGCUCCUCGUGAGGGCGUCUCCUUCAUCUCUGGUGCUACAGACCGCCGGGCUCGGCACCGCCGUCGGCCUUCGCUGUUUUCCAUCCUGUAAUCAUAGAUUUGUACAAAAAUCCUUUUUUGUCGUCGCUCGCACAUCAAGGUGUGAAUACAGCUGUGUGUGUGUGUGUGUGUGUGUGUGUGUGUGUGUGUGUGUGUCCGCCCUGUGACAACGAGCGCUUCUGGCCGGUUAAAGCGGCGCUGAGACAUGUCAUGACUGUUAAAAGAUACCUGUUGCAUGAUGGGAAAGUCAGUUUAAGCAUACGUACGUACAUAGAUAUAACUGAACGUUGUCUCGGUCCUCUUUAACCGCCGGGCCUCAGCCCUGUUCAGACAGAACCAGAACAAAUGAAAAGUUGCACUGUUAAAAGGUUAAAACAAGAGAAAAGUCCUCGUAUGUCAGAGAUUGUUGUUAUAUGCAUUGAAAAUACAUCACACGUAUUUAUGAAUGGUUUCAAGUUCUGCGCCAGAUUUAUUUUUAUUGCCAACAUUUGGUCAGAAUAUUGAUUCUUGUUUAAUUUGUUGAGAUGAGAGUUUAACAGUUGGAAUAAACAGGGAAACACGUUCUGAUGUACUAAAGUAACUGAAGGAUUCAGAGAUGAACUGGCUGAAAGCAACAGUUCACUUGAUUCACAGGAAGCGGUUCUGAUUCGACUCGGUUCAUUUCAGACCUUCAGAGAUUAACAUGUAGAGGACUUGAAACACAAGAUUUAAGAGGUGGACCUGGAGACGCAGCCCUGAUGUGGGACUCCGAUCAGAACUCUAUUUUUCUGAUUUGGGACUUGGUUUCAAGACUGUGUUGGUCUCGAAGUGGUAAAUGGGUCAGAACUUUUUGGCCUUGACUUAGAGCGGACUGAAGACUUUUGUUGUUGAACUGGGACUGGACUCAGAACUUGUUCUUGAACUGGGACUGGACUCAGAACUUGUUCUUGAACUGGGACUGGACUCAGUCUGGACUGGACUCGUUGGUCUCAGCUUUGGACUUGCUUAUCUUGGUUUUCAGACUGACUGUUUUAAAAGUUGGGUGUGUGAACAAGAACUUUCUUUGAAGUCCAAUGAGAUCAAAUAAAUGAGAGCAGCUCUGUCGGGUACGGUCCCUGUCGGGUUGUCCAAGAGGUACCGGGUCAUCAGCAUGAAGUCCGACUUCAUGGUGUUCUGACUUGGUUUAUAGUUUCACCUGAUGCAUCAAGGCCCUGAUAUCAAAGUGAAAUGUUGCUUUUAGUGUCAUGUUGGAAAUCUAGAGUUGAUCUUAAAGGUUUGGACUGAAACCUGACGUGAAACAGCAGCUGUGUUCUGUCUACAGGACCAGCUGGGCCAAACUGGGCCAACUGGAAGUAUAAAAUUAGUCUGGGAAAGUUCUGGAUGUGAAAAGAUGUGGUAUGGAUCUGAAAGGAAGAAAGAAAAACACACAAGUUGAAAGUGGGAGAUGGUUCAGAGCAGGUUCUGUGAUUGGAAGAAAUUUGGCUCAGUUAAACCCGUAAACUGGAUUAACUGGGCCGGGUGGAGCUGGAGUCUGAGUGAACACCUGAAGGACCAUCUGAGAAAAUGUUAAUGCAAAGUUCUGACUCGACUGACUGGAAGUGUCCGGCGUGACAUACGUGAAAGUCUGGAAGCUCAGCUGCAGAUUGAAAGUUAAGCUCAGAAACCCAGUUUGGUUCUGAAACUGGACCAAGUUGGACUGUUGGAUGCGUCCUUCAGAAUCUGUGUGAGUAUCUGUAACAUCAGAAAAAACUUUGGAAGUAAGAAUCUAAAAGAAGUCAGAGAAAUCUCGUGUGGGGAGCUGAAGGGUCGAGACAUCCAACAGAACCGUGAGAGUCUUUGUGAAGUGGACCAGAACAGUCGGUGAAAGUAGCAGAAUUCCAGUUUUUAGCCCAGUUUGGACCUGGUUUAGGAACUCGGGGUUUGAAGGUGGAGAUGGUCGAGAGAAUCUUUCACUGUGGAGCCGCGCUGCUCAACGAAACAAAACCAGAAACGGGUCAGAUAAUCAAAGACUAAAGGAUCGGGAUUCGGGUAGCGGUGUGCUGACUGUGAAGGAUCAGACUCAGUGACACGUCCUCUGAUGUCACUUCCUGUCCUGGAGCUGACUGAAGGUGCCACAUGCAUCAUUUCUAACUUUGUUCUGAUCUGCAUUCAGUUUGACUUAACAAAUUAACAUUAACAUUAAUUAGUCAGAACGUGAACGAUGACGGAAAGUUGGACAGAAAAUCUGGACGCUUAAAUUCAACAAAGUUCCAGGUCAGGUGACGAGAUGACGAGACGAUUGUUGGUCUGAGCUGAUCCUCGUCAACCACCGCAGUCAUGUGAUGAUGAUGAUGAUGAUGAUGAUGAUGAUGAUGUGAUGUGAUGUGAUGAAGAUGAUGGCGGUGGUGGAGGUGAUGGCGAGCUCCCAGUCCAAACUGAAAGUAGCCCUGUUUCCUGUCAGAGACUCACUUCCCACUUCGAUUGUUUUAGUUUGACGUCCUAAAUGUUUGAACCGCUUCGUGUUGUUACCCUGAGUGAAGCCUCACAGGCGUCGCUACCUCGCAGGCGCAGGAACUCUGGGUAAUGAAGUCCUUCAGUGGGACUCUGACAUCAAACAGCAACAUUUAGCUCCCCGUGCUGCCAUUUUCUGUUCACUCAGUGCAAAUAAGAGAAUUUCAGUCAUUUUGUUUUUGCCAUAAAUGUUUUAAGUAAACCUGACGAGUUUCUCUUUUUUUAUUUAUUGUUGUCCUCUGUUGUUGCUGUUUCAUGCAGUUGUACAGCUUGUUGAUGUGCAGAUUUUAUUAUUAUUGUUAUUAUUACUGUUGCUAUGGAGAUCUUUUUCUUUGUGGCGGACCCUGCCGGCUCCCUGCAUGGUGUUCCUGUGACUGUUUGUCGGUUUUUGUACAUUAUUAACUUUAAAAGUUUGUUUUCUUUCCUGUAACUCGCUGGCUUUUGUGUUAUUUUGCACUUUGCUGUAAUAAUUAAAUGUUGACGUGUGGAGGUCGACAUCAGUCCAAAAAAAAAAAAAAAAGAACCUUUUCUUGUUUGCCCUUCAGUUUCAAACCAGAAUAAUCAGUGAAAUGCACCUUUACUUUACCUGUGAGAGUUCUGGCUCCGCCCCUUGUUGUUUUCCAGGAGCCUGUUUUGUUUGUUUGUUUGUUUGUUUGUUGUGAAGAGAAACAGAAAAGUGACGGAGGACAGAAGCCGGAUUCAGAACAUUAAUGUGAAUCUAUUUUCCUACACUGACGACUGGAAUAAAGGAAGUGACGUUCACUGGUA
This is a messenger RNA of Acanthopagrus latus (yellowfin seabream), 7885 nucleotides long. It is a transcript of the gene rfx5, whose product is annotated as regulatory factor X, 5. NCBI's taxonomy places the organism in Eukaryota, Metazoa, Chordata, Actinopteri, Spariformes, Sparidae. Gene Ontology annotation, molecular function: RNA polymerase II cis-regulatory region sequence-specific DNA binding; DNA-binding transcription factor activity, RNA polymerase II-specific. The transcript has 11 exons. Gene Ontology annotation, biological process: regulation of transcription by RNA polymerase II. The record is from RefSeq and is a predicted model, not a curated record. The coding region runs from base 368 to 2518 and encodes 716 amino acids.